This is a messenger RNA of Anguilla anguilla (European eel), 3687 nucleotides long. RefSeq names its product nuclear envelope integral membrane protein 1 (gene nemp1). The transcript has 9 exons. Lineage: Eukaryota; Metazoa; Chordata; Actinopteri; Anguilliformes; Anguillidae. Gene Ontology annotation, cellular component: nuclear envelope. Bases 43 to 1422 code for a protein of 459 amino acids. The record is from RefSeq and is a predicted model, not a curated record.
UGUCACUCAUUCGGUUGCUAAGCGAAAUAAGCAGGAGUUAGUAUGUGCAUCAUUACUGUCAUGGCGCGACACAUGAAACGAAGAAUUGGAUUUAAUUGCAAAAAUUCAAGAACGACAGUAAUUAUACUGUCUUUUGUGUUGCAUUUGCUUCUACUAAUAGAACAAACCUCAGCUAUAUUGCCUAUAACCCCCAUAAAAGAAGGGAAGGAAUACCAGGAGUCCGGACCACAGCACUUCUGUUACCACAAUCACCUGGUGCCAGGAUGGAGGGAGACCUGGACACGGAUUCAGAUCCAGGUGCACAGCUCCAGGGAGCUGAAGGUGACGGUGGUGCAGGACGAGGAGGAGCUGCAGGAGCUGGAGCACUUCAGCAUGUGGACCCUGGUGCAAUACUUCAUGCGGGAGCACUCCAACGAGACCGUCGUGGACGUGGGCCUGUUCAGCACGAAGACCUGCUUCCGGGUCGACCCGGCCGACUCCAGGGCCAAGUACACCGUCAGGCUCGCGCACCAUUUCGACAUUUACCUGUUCCUGGUGUUUGCGUCUGGAUUGCUGCUGUUCCUCUAUGCUGACACACUUAGCAGGAGUCAGCUGUUCUAUUACUCAGCUGGAAUGAGCACGGGCAUGAUCGCCUCCCUCAUCAUCCUCAUCUUCAUCAUGGCUCGCUUGCUGCCCAAGAGAAGCCCGUUCUACGUGCUGAUAGUCGGGGGCUGGUCCUUCUCGGUCUACCUCAUCCAGCUGGUGUUCCGAAACCUGCAGAUCAUUCUGAAGGAGCACUGGCACCUGGCCAUAGGCUACACAGCGGUGGUGGGCUUCGUUAGCUUUGCGGUGUGCUACCGCCACGGCCCCCUGGUGGAGGAGCGCAGCAUUAACAUCCUGUCCUGGACGCUGCAGAUAUUUGGUCUGCUGCUGGUGUAUGCCGGCAUCCAGGUCCAGCAGGUGGCGCUGGCUGUCAUCGUGGCGGCCUUCUGCGCCAAGAAUCUGGAGUAUCCCGUCCAGCUGGGCCUGACUGCGUACAGAAGGCUCAGUGCUAACAUUGCACUGUACCACAGCAGGCUGAGACCAAAAUGGUGCCGGAAGCUGGAGCCUCGUCGCCUUCUCACCGUGGAGGAGUACCAGAGGCAGGGGGAAGAGGAGACACAGCGUGCCCUGGAGGAGCUGCGGGAGUACUGCAGCAGCCCAGAUUUCCAUACCUGGAAGACCGUCUCCAGGCUGCAGUCUCCUAAGAGGUUCGCAGACUUCAUGGAAGGCUCACCCCACUUAAUGGGGAAUGAAGUGUCAAUUCAUGCGCAGGAAUACGGGCUGGGGGGGUCCUUCUUCGAGGACGAGCUCUUCGCCACAGACGAGGAUGAGGAGGACGAGGAGGAGGAGGAGCAGAGGGAGAAGCCUAAAGAGUGGUCCAGGAACCACAAAGACAUGUGAGGGGGAGUGGGGUCAUUGGAGGCAGGCACACGACAAGGCCUAAAAUUCGCCCUACUUUCACACCCCCAGAGCUCGGUUGGGUUGAGCAUAGUGGGCGUGGCUACAGCCCUGUCUGUCUUCAGAUUUUGGCAGAGGAGCAAGCUGGAGUCUAACUCGGGACAGGACCCAGACAAGGUUUUUGACAGCAGGAUAAAAUAUAAUCGUACAACCAUUAAAAAUGAACCCAUGCAUACUUUUUUGUUUCACUGCGUUUUGGAAAAGCACAAGCAGUAUUCAUUGUGCCAUAUCUUUCCCUGUGUAUGUAAUGGUUCAAGAGGAAAAUUCUAGAAUGAUAGUGGACUGAUCAUUUUUAUUUAAGUGGUCUUACACUUUAUUUUCCAUUUUGUGCAUGCUGGGAUGCUUCGAUUACAGCCAUUGACUGGUAAAUGUUUGCUUGUUGUACUAGAAGGUAGAGUGUGAAAUCCAAAAAAAAAAAAAAUGUUCAGCUCAAGUUAAGUCAGCUGUGAUGUUUCCAUUAAUCGUGUAUUAAUAAUGCAGUUCUGGUGCUAACACUCGGGAUAAAAGCCAUAGCAAAGUAAAUCUUUCAGCUAGAGGACUUAUAGCUCUGCUCAGUAUUAAUGGUCCAAAUGCUGGUCUAAUUUUGAAAACCUUUACCCAUCAGUAAAGAUCAUUUUUUAUCCAGCCAAUUAGCUCCACUCUACGGUGAAGCACACAAUAUGGUGACAUCACUGGUAACCUGACUUGAAGUGUAGUGCCUUUAAACCAAAUACUGUACCGAUGCUGUGAACUGAUUCUGAAGCCCUAAAACCACCGGUCUUCUGAUCCACCUGUUAUCCACAACUUCUUCCUACAGCAAAACCAUUACAGUCAGUGCGCUGAUAACAAGAUAUGGACCAUACAUAAAACGAUUCAGAUUCCGCAUUUAGACACUAACCUUGUUCCAUUCUGCCAAAAAUCCCAUUUUUGCUUUUUUCACUUUGUGUGCUUUUAGGCAGUGAUAUUCUUCAUCGGUUAUGCGCAUUUCAUAAUAGGCUUGUGUGCUAGUUAUUUCGGUUGUAUUUUAAAUUGUAUUGUUUUUAAUGUUUUGUAACUGACGAACCAAAGUUCUCAACAUGGAUAGUUGGUAUGAUGUAGGCUGAUAUUUCCAUAGAUAUCUGCCAUUAUCUUUAAGGAAGGUGUCUUAAUCUGCCAUUAUCUUUAAGGAAGGUGUCUUAUCAGAUGCCUGGGAGUGCAGCAUGCUAGAACACUCCUUUUGUAAAUCACAGUAUUACAGCUAUAACUAGGGAUGUCUAAUACGGAAGUCCUAGGGAGGGAUGGUGGAAGCUUUGCUUUUGGUUUUUGGCUGGUAAACAUUAUUCAUUAAAAAUAUAUAAAAGAGGUUCAGAUUACUUUGAUUGGGCUACUUUAUGAGCAUGACAUUUCUGCUUAAUUUGUAGCCAUCUUUGGUGCAUCAAAUGCAGAGCCUCUCUGGGGCAUAUUGGUUUUCAUCUUAAUUUAUUGGUCAAUGCUGUUACGACCCAGAUAUCCUGCACCUGUGGUUAGAAGCUGAGUAUUAUUGUUCAGUCCAUACCAUAUGGCCAGAUCCACUGUAUACUUUGACCCAAUUGGUUGACAGAAACUAGACUGGCAGAAUUAGCAUUCUAGCGAUUUGUACCUCAUAAAAUGUGAAAUGGCCACCAAUUCUAACCAAGAUUAUAACUGGGGGCAUUAAAAAAAAAAAAAAUUCCAGAACAAUCUGCAGUAUUAAAAUAGUCACUCUGGUGGAACUCGGAUGCUUAAAUUUCAUAUUCCAUUACAUAUGAGAAUUUGCACACUGAAUGGAUGUUUGUUGGUGGAAGCAUGUGAUUGCAGGGAUUGUGUGGACACAUUAGUCAUUUUUUUAUCACGUAAGAUUUUCUUUGGUAUGUUUUUACAUAGUGUGAUAGGUUGAGGAUUAUUACCAUAUUAUUUUCCAUUUAGAAUGUGGAUAUAUAUGGUCACCUUCCGCAAGUACAACACGUUUUGAUUAUUGUCUUGUGUAACUUUUUUUUUUUUUUUUGUGGGUCAGAUAUGGGAUUUGUCCUUAUGUAAAAUUGGGUCAAAUAGUAACCAUUUCUUCUCUUUGUUGGAAUAUGAUGGAUGUGGACAGUGAUUUGUUUUUUGUUGUAUGUCAGAUUUUAUAUGGUGCCCAUGAAUCAAAAAACAUAAUUUCUAAGUGUUUACAGUGUCUUCUGGGUUAUCUUUUUGUGAAAAAAAGACAAAUAAAAUAAAUGUGUUCAGAUUUAA